This is a messenger RNA of Laccaria bicolor S238N-H82, 1105 nucleotides long. RefSeq names its product guanine nucleotide-binding protein alpha-4 subunit. Gene Ontology annotation, cellular component: heterotrimeric G-protein complex. Gene Ontology annotation, molecular function: G protein-coupled receptor binding; G-protein beta/gamma-subunit complex binding; guanyl nucleotide binding. The record is from RefSeq and is a predicted model, not a curated record. NCBI's taxonomy places the organism in Eukaryota, Fungi, Basidiomycota, Agaricomycetes, Agaricales, Hydnangiaceae. The transcript is spliced from 9 exons. Gene Ontology annotation, biological process: adenylate cyclase-activating G protein-coupled receptor signaling pathway. The coding region runs from base 1 to 723 and encodes 240 amino acids.
AUGAGAAGCGAAUACGGUUGGAGGAAAGCAGUGGCUUGUGAGUGGUCUAUUUUACCUCCGAGUUCCUCAUCAAUUCAUCUGUGCUAUAGCUACCUCGAUGAAAUUCAUAGGAUAACCGCCAAGAAGUACAUUCCUACGGAUGCUGACGUGCUCAAGGCACGCCUUAAGACAAUGGGUGUCGUAGAACAUACUUUUUCCAUUCCAUCGGGAAGUAACAGAGGUGUGGAGUGGCGCAUAUUCGACGUUGGCGGUUCCAGGAACCAGCGACAAGCGUGGGCUCCCUACUUUGAGGAUGUUAAUGCGAUCAUUUUCCUCGCACCCAUAUCGGUCUUUGAUCAGGUUUUAGCCGAGGACGCUCGCGUCAACAGAUUGGAAGACACCCUUUUGCUUUGGAAAUCUGUGGUAUCCAAUAAACUCCUGGCCAACGUCAACAUUGUGCUAUUUCUGAACAAAUGCGACCUGCUCCAGGCUAAACUCGACGCUGGAAUCAGGCUGAACCAGCACAUGGUAACAUAUGGCGACAGGGGGAAUGACUAUGAGUCUGUGUCGAAGUACUUUCGAAAUAAAUUUGGCGCUCUUCAUCAAUCCUAUACUCCCAACAAGGAACGGGAACUUUACAUUCACCUGACAGCUGUCACUGAUACAAGGCGGACGGCGGUCAUAAUAGCGACCGUGAGAGAUAUCAUAAUCAAAGGAAACCUACGGAAUAUGCGCCUUGUCUAAGAGCCACCCUUUGACUCUUCAUCUCACACCGCUGCCCGCCACUCAUUUCGCGCCAUCAACAUCUCAAACGCUUCUCAACGCGACGUUACUUCACCCACAAACGCACCUUUAGCUCGUCUUCGUCUUCGUUCGUUCUCGUCUCUCUUUUGUUGGCUUUUCUUCCGUCUGUUCACGACCCUCACACCAUUGUCAAAUUUGUUUUUUUACAACUCGCAUCAAUUCACGCUGCUCAUUGCUUUCACUCUAUGCAACCUUCUCCCGCCCCCUUCACACCCGUCGGCCACCAUAGUAUCAUACAUCCUCGACCCGUAUUGUCGCUUACCAUAUGCAUUCUGUUUGUCGUUAUCGCUUCCCCAUUCGAUAAUCUUACUACCUUCUAAGU